Effrenium voratum is the source of this 559-nucleotide messenger RNA. Lineage: Eukaryota; Dinophyceae; Suessiales; Symbiodiniaceae. The record is from the annotation of a GenBank genome assembly.
UCAAGGGCAGGCGUGACACCGUCGUGGUGUGGCGCGAGCCGCGCAGCAGAGGCCAUGGCGCGGCGCGUCUUCAGCCCGUGGAUGCUGCCGUUGGCGCUGCUUCAGGCCUUCUUCAUGCUGACGCUGAGUGGCAUCUGGCUCUGGGGCUUCGGCCUGUUUUGGACCUUCAUGGUCGUGGAGCUGCCCAAGGACCUUGGCCCCUACAGCCAGAUGAGCUCCUUGUCUAUGUUCUUGCACGGUGCCUUCCCGAUGCGAGACACCAAUGACGUCAAGUACGAGUUCAAGUUUGACCACGUGCUCAUCCUGGCUAGCGUCAUGACGCUGAUGAUGAUGGGCUGGGCCCCCACCAGGUCGGAGAUUGAAGAGGAAGACGACAAAGAGUUGGCAAAGGCCAACAAGAAGUCCAAGGCCAAGAAGCUUGCCAAGGCCUUGGGCUGAUGCUUGGGACCCCUGUUUCACCAAGAGCAGCCGAAGCCCCGAGAAUGGUUGGCAACGUCGAAGCUGCAGGCUCGGCAGAGCGAAAAGAGCGGUUUUCGCUUCGCCAAAAUGAAUCGAUGGC